AUGACGGCGAAGUCGGCCGGAGAUGACCGGAAGCAAUAUUCGGCUGAAAUAGCGACCUCCAUGAAACAGGCUUCAAACGUUGGUGACACUCGAGAACUCUACCAACCUAUCUGCCAAGUUAGCGGCAAGCCCUCUACACUGAGUGACUCUGUUAAAGACGUGAGUGGCGUCUCUAUUGCUGAUAACUCAGCCAAAGUCUAGAGCUGGCGUGAGCACUUCGAGCACCAUCUCGACUUCGAUACCCAACCAAACUCGUCCUUGUUAUCCUCUGCAGCGGAGUUUCUUCGCUCCAAUCUAUGCAGUGCCAUGCAACUCCCCUUCUGAAGGAGAGGUCGACGAUGCCAAACGAAAGCUACACCACAACGAGGCACCCGGAGAGGACGGUAUACCCGCUGAAAUUUACAAGUCUUCUGUCGACACCCUGGUGCCCUGACUCCAUGAGGUGAUUGAAGAAGCGUUCAGGAACGAGGUUACUCCUGAUGACUGGGGUUUAGGCAUCCUUGUACCUAUCCUCAAGAAGGGAGAUAAUAACACAAGGUGCGAGAAUUACCGCGGUAUAGGCCUCGUCGACGUUACUACGAAGAUCUUUGCUUUUGUCCUACUCAGGCGAUUCCGGGUUGUGCGCGACUUUAGAACGAGGCCUAACCAAGCCGGAUUUCGUGCUGGACGUAUAUGCACAGACCAGGUAUUCACUCUGAGACGCAUUCUCGAACUUAGCUACCAGCAACCGAUGACCGUCUGCUUCGUUGACCUUGCCGCCGCAUUCGAUUCCGUUCAUCGUGAGUCCCUAUGGCGGAUAAUGGCGCUAAAUGGUGUACCGGCAAAAAUCAUGGCAAAAAUCAAGGCCUAUUAUCGCUCCACUACUGCGAGAGUCCUGGUCUGCAACAAUCUUCCCCAACCGUUCGGUAUUUAGUAUGGCGUCCGACAGGGUUGUAUCCUGUCACCCAUACUGUUUGACUAUGCUAUUGACUGGAUCCUCGGGAGGGCCCUACGCGAGAGUGACUGUGUUACAUUUGCACCCGGACACCGACUGACUGAUCUCGACUAUGCUGAUGAUGCUGCCUUACUUGCUUCAAGUUUUGGUGAUCUGCAGUCUAUGGUGUCAGGGGUGAACGAAGUCGCUAGAUCGGUCGGUUUAUCCAUAAACGCUGGGAGGGCUAAAGUGUUUUCAAGCUGCAUCCCUAAUCAAGGCAAGGCACCUCUCGGGCUUUAUGCUUUUCAAAUUGAAGAAUUAGGCAGUUUUAAAUACCUUGGGUCGAUACUGCUGCCAAAUGGGCAGAGUAAGGAUUAUAGUGUCUCCUGACUCGAUGCUACCGGACGGGUUUCCUCAAGCUUUAGAAAGUGCUUAUAGAUCCACCGCGAACUCUGCAUCGCCACUAAGAUUCGCGUGUACCGUAUGUCUGUCCGGCCUGUCGUUUUUUUAUGGUUGUGAAUGCUGGGUUGUGCGUGUGGAGGACGGGUGAAAACUGGAGGUAGUUGACCACCACUGCUUGAGGACCAUCCUUCGAGUGAAGUACACCGACUUCUCAAAUGAGACAGUCCGCGCUAACUGUGACAACAUCGCAAGGAUAACCCAGGCCAUCCAAGAAAGGCGAUUGAAGUGGUCCGGGCAUGUCCUUUGUCGUCCACCUCCAGAGCUCAGUGUUACUGCCCUUGAUCCGACACCGUUACCCCGUUGGAGGCGUCGAAGAGGGAGUCAGCCCAAAACCUGGCUCGACACAGUUCGUCAAGACAUGGGGGUGGUUUUUGGACCUUCGGUAUUCGGUCUACGUCGUUGGCGAAGGGAAUGGGUUGAACCGUCCAGAUCUGCUGCCGCAGAUCGUCACGCAUUGGGAGGUACAGUUGGGGACAUCACCGAAGACGGCUAUAUCAGUCAUGAUUACAGUCUUAUCAAGUAAAAGUAAGUACCGGCGCGUGCAGCCAGCUCCUGGUUUUCUCGACCAGAAUUUUACCAAUACAAGUAAAGGGGAACGCCUCGGAUCCCAAUUUAAUGCAGUUGUCAUAGAGACCACGUCAAGGAGGAGCCUUUGCGGUCUGGUUCAGUCAAAUCGGCCACUCCACACAAACACACAUUGGGCUGAGCGCAAGGUCCGAGUUAUCCCGUUCGUUGGCAGCCUCCCGAACCAAGACUUUUAGCGCAACGCGGUGGCUUCAAGUGGCUCGAAUUAUUUGUAGUAAAGAGUAUGCUCUGAGACCACCGAUUGCACCCUCGUCCCACUCCAAGGCACGCAUCGGAGCCGAUCGGUUGUCUGAUGUGGGGAGUGGACGCAGUGGCUUGGCGACCAGGCUAUGCGUGCCACAUGCACGAUCGCCAGUUGGCAACCUUCCAGGUCAUGAAUUUCAGCACACCGUGAUAUUCUAAAGGUCGACCUUACUCACUCUAACCCAUCCCAUGCGCCAUUUGCUUCUUCGAGCCAGUCAACCAACUGAAGCUGAGAUUGGGGGAGGGUGGCCUACGGACUCACGUCCCACACACCACCUAGACCUUCAAAGACACGCACCAGGAUUGGACACACAAGAGGCUCCAGACACUGGUUCGACAGUCUCUGUGCGGUGGAUUCGCAGGUGGCCGGCCGGACUGUGGCGUAAGAUGAAUGUUCUGUAAAUGUCGACGGAAUAGGUCGGGGAACGCUUACUCGGUCACGACCGUGACAUUAUCACUGGUGAUUGCGCUUGAGGAUGGGUGGUCGGAAGGCCUGGGAAUUGAAGAAGUGGAGGGCGUGCGAGGUGUGACGAUAAUGUGUUGAGUUCCGCCGUUGUAGAUGCGCAUGUGAUCGAGUAGAUUCACUGGUUGAGUGAAUUUGCUGGGACAGUGCGUGAAAUGGAGGCGGAUGCGACGGGUGUAGGUGGGAGGUACCCUAGCCGCAGUGUGGAGGAUUCGCUAGCUGUCGCAAUGAGGACAGGUUGCGACCGAGACCACAUCGCUGAUGGUGAAGUUGUUAAUGGGGGGGGGAUUGACUCGGCGCUGAUAUAGUUCUCACCAAUGAUGGGAGUUGGAGAGGAGUUAGUUACUGUAACCGCGGAGGUUUUGGCUGGAAUGAUGAUGAUGAUGAUGAUGAUGAUGAUGAUGAUGAUGAUGAUGAUGAUGAUGAUGAUGAUGAUGAUGAUGAUGAUGAUGAUGAUGAUGAUGAUGAUGAUGAUGAUGAUGAUGAUGAUGAUGAUGAUGAUGAUGAUGAUGAUGAUGAUGAUGAUGAUUACAAUGGUUGA
Molecule: messenger RNA, 3207 nt
Organism: Spirometra erinaceieuropaei
Lineage: Eukaryota; Metazoa; Platyhelminthes; Cestoda; Diphyllobothriidea; Diphyllobothriidae
Source: the annotation of a GenBank genome assembly